CCGCCGUGAACCAUCACAGGCCGGCGCCCAGCUCCACUCGAUCUAGGGCCAUGGCGUUCGCUCCACGCGAUCAUAGAACCCUAGCCCAGAGAUCCAUUGAGCGGCAAAAUGAGCGCAUAUUCUUAUUCCCUAAAUUCUAUCCUAACGGCAAAUUUCUAGGGCUCCUGGGCGAUGGCAUGAAACGCAGCCUGGCGCCGGCUAAGGUAAGAAGAUUCCAGCUCAAGGAGGAGAAGGCAGGAUCUCGUUUUGAUUCUAGCGGCCACUACCGGGAUGCCCUUCGCCAAUGCCAGGAUCUCGAAAGUGUGAGGCAAAUCCACGAUCGCAUCUCUGGCGCUGCUAGCGCCAAUGUCUUCCUGGGGAAUGAGAUCGUCAGGGCCUAUGGAAAAUGCGGCAGUGUGGCCAGCGCCCGGGCGGCAUUCGAUGCGAUCGCGAGGAAGAACGACUACUCUUGGGGUAGCAUGCUUACCGCAUAUGCUCAGAACGGGCAUUACAGGGCCGCCUUGGAUCUUUACAAGAGGAUGGAUCUCCAGCCAAAUCCCGUGGUCUAUACCACCGUUCUGGGCGCCUGUGCCAGCAUCAAAGCUCUUGAGGAGGGAAAAGCGAUCCACUCUCGGAUUUCUGGGACGAAAGGCUUGAAGCUGGACGUGAUCUUGGAGAACUCUUUGCUCACCAUGUACGCGAAAUGUGGGAGCUUGGAGGAUGCCAAGCGCUUGUUCGAGAGAAUGUCUGGGAGGAGCGUUUCUUCGUGGAACGCCAUGAUUGCGGCAUACGCUCAAAGCGGGCACUUUGAGGAGGCCAUUCGACUCUACGAGGACAUGGACGUGGAACCGAGCGUCCGGACUUUCACCUCGGUGCUGAGCGCCUGCUCCAACUUGGGUCUGCUGGAUCAAGGUAGAAAAAUCCAUGCUUUGAUUUCUUCCCGUGGCACGGAGCUCGAUCUUUCCUUGCAGAAUGCUUUGCUGACGAUGUACGCUCGCUGCAAGUGCUUGGACGACGCUGCGAAGAUCUUCCAAAGGCUUCCCAGGCGAGACGUUGUUUCCUGGAGCGCGAUGAUAGCAGCGUUUGCAGAGACAGACCUCUUUGACGAGGCGAUAGAGUUCUACUCGAAGAUGCAGCUGGAAGGAGUCCGUCCAAACUACUACACCUUCGCCAGCGUUUUGCUCGCUUGUGCAAGUGUGGGAGAUCUCCGAGCGGGAAGAGCUGUCCACGACCAGAUCCUCGGAAAUGGUUACAAGAUCACUCUCGUCAAUGGGACAGCACUGGUGGACUUGUACACGAGCUACGGCAGCCUUGACGAAGCAAGGAGCUUGUUUGAUCAGAUAGAGAACAGGGACGAGGGACUUUGGACAGUUUUGAUCGGAGGAUACUCGAAACAAGGCCACAGAACUGGAGUGUUGGAACUCUACCGAGAGAUGAAGAACACCACCAAAGUUCCAGCGACCAAGAUCAUUUACAGCUGCGUCAUCUCGGCCUGCGCGAGCCUGGGGGCCUUUGCUGAUGCCAGGCAAGCUCACAGCGACAUAGAAGCCGAUGGAAUGAUCUCGGACUUCGUCUUGGCAACAUCGCUCGUCAACAUGUACAGCCGCUGGGGAAAUCUGGAGAGCGCCAGGCAAGUCUUUGACAAGAUGAGCUCGAGAGACACUCUAGCCUGGACGACUUUGAUUGCAGGCUAUGCGAAGCACGGUGAGCACGGACUGGCUCUCGGGCUUUACAAAGAGAUGGAGCUCGAAGGCGCCGAGCCGAGCGAGCUAACUUUCAUGGUGGUUCUCUACGCCUGCAGCCACGCCGGCCUCCAAGAACAAGGCAAGCAGCUCUUCAUUUCGAUCCAGAGCGACUACGCCAUGCAUCCAAACAUCGCCCACUACAGCUGCAUCAUCGAUCUCCUCAGCCGCGCUGGACGACUCAGCGACGCGGAGGAGCUCAUCAACGCAAUGCCGGUGGAACCAAACGACGUGACCUGGAGCUCGCUGCUGGGGGCGUCCAGGAUCCACAAAGAUGUCAAGCGAGCAACUCACGCAGCCGGACAGAUAACUAAGCUCGAUCCAGUCGAUCCCGCGAGCUACGUCCUCCUCUCCAACGUUCACGCGGUCACUGGGAACUUAGCCGGCAUGGCGAGCGUGAGGAACACCAUGGUGGCCAGGGGCGUGAAGAAGCGCCGGGGCAGCAGCUGGAUCGAGGUGGCGGACCAGAUCCACGAGUUUAACGUUGGGGACAAUUCUCAUCCGCGGUUCCAAGAGAUCUUCGCCGAGCUCCAGCGAUUGUCUCCCAAGAUCAAGGAAGCCGGCUACGUUCCAGAGAGCGAGGAAGUUCUUCACGACGUCGGGGAGAAGGAGAAGGAGCUGCUACUCCGGCUCCACAGCGAGAAGCUCGCCAUCGCGUUUGGGUUGAUCGCUACUGCUCCAGGGACGACGCUCCGGAUCUUCAACACGCUGAGGAUCUGCCACGACUGCCACUCGGCCGUGAAGUUCAUCUCGGCGAUUGCGCGGCGAGAGAUCAUCGUCAGGGAUAGCAGCCGGUUCCACAAGUUUCGCGAUGGCCAGUGUUCUUGUGGAGACUACUGGUAAUGGAUGAUGCUAUGAUCAGUGUCA
Messenger RNA from Selaginella moellendorffii, 2588 nucleotides. RefSeq names its product pentatricopeptide repeat-containing protein At3g12770. The coding region runs from base 51 to 2564 and encodes 837 amino acids. Lineage: Eukaryota; Viridiplantae; Streptophyta; Lycopodiopsida; Selaginellales; Selaginellaceae. Gene Ontology annotation, molecular function: RNA binding; protein binding; zinc ion binding. Gene Ontology annotation, biological process: RNA modification. The transcript has a single exon. Gene Ontology annotation, cellular component: intracellular membrane-bounded organelle. The record is from RefSeq and is a predicted model, not a curated record.